This is a messenger RNA of Pimephales promelas (fathead minnow), 6620 nucleotides long. It is a transcript of the gene onecut1, whose product is annotated as one cut homeobox 1. The record is from RefSeq and is a predicted model, not a curated record. Gene Ontology annotation, cellular component: nucleus. Gene Ontology annotation, biological process: regulation of transcription by RNA polymerase II. Lineage: Eukaryota; Metazoa; Chordata; Actinopteri; Cypriniformes; Leuciscidae. Gene Ontology annotation, molecular function: DNA-binding transcription factor activity, RNA polymerase II-specific; RNA polymerase II cis-regulatory region sequence-specific DNA binding.
UGCGCGGGGAAGCGGAGCGGCAGCCGCAGCACGGAGCAGUGCGCGAAACAACAGCAGACAUGGCAAGAGAUGGCGAGGGACGCGAGCACACCGAUACAUGCACUGCUGAAGGGACGGGGGCCUUAAAAUUACAAAAAAAAGACAAAACUUUAUAAAACAUAGAAAAAGCGAAGGAAAAAAUCAGAAAAGAAAGCAAAGAAAAAAAAACAUUCAAGAUAAGAACAGAACUUUUCCAAUGAGAGCACUUCUGUGGACACUGCUCCGCUAUAUCAGAUAGAUGAUUUGUCCACACGCUUGCACGUAUAAUGAACGCCCAGCUGUCGAUGGAGAACAUUGGCGAUCUGCACGGAGUGAGCCAUGAACCGGCGGAUCUCAUGACCGGAGACAGCGCUCAUCACAGGAGCCAUCGGAGCAGCCUGUCAGCCCAUGCGCGCUCCAUGGGCAUGGCAUCAAUCCUGGACAGCGGCGACUAUCAUCACCACCGGCCCCCGGAGCACCCCGGGCUCGCCACGCACCUGCACCCGGCCAUGAGCAUGGCGUGCGAGGCUCCCCCCGGGAUGAGCAUGAGCAGCACCUACACAACCCUCACCCCGCUGCAGCCCUUACCGCCCAUCUCCACCGUCUCCGACAAAUUCCCGCACCACCAUCAUCACCACCACCACCACCAUCAUCAUCACCCGCACCAACGGAUACCGGGGAACGUCAGCGGGAGCUUCACCUUGAUGAGGGACGAUAGGGGUCUAGCCCCGAUGAACAACCUCUACUCUCCCUACCACAAGGAUGUGGCCAGCAUGGGACAGAGCCUGUCGCCUCUGUCGGGAUCCGGACUGAGCGGCAUUCACAACUCCCAGCAGGGGCUGCCGCCCUACGCGCACCCCGGGGCCACCAUGCCCGCCGAGAAGAUGCUCACACCUAACGGAUUCGAGGCACACCACCCCGCGAUGUUGGCUCGACAUGGGGAGCAGCACAUGAGCGCGUCUUCGGCUAGCAUGGUGCCGAUCAAUGGCAUCCACCAUCACCCGCACGCCCAUCUCAACGGCCAGGGCCACGGGCAGGUGCUGGGCUCCACUCGGGAGCAUAACCACUCCUCCGCGCCCGGAUCGCAGCUGAACAACGGCAGCAAUUCGGGCCAGAUGGAAGAGGUCAAUACCAAAGAAGUGGCCCAAAGAAUCACCACGGAACUGAAAAGAUACAGCAUUCCGCAAGCCAUCUUUGCCCAGAGGGUGUUGUGCCGAUCGCAAGGGACACUUUCGGACCUGCUCCGGAACCCUAAGCCCUGGAGCAAGCUCAAGUCUGGUCGGGAAACCUUCCGCAGGAUGUGGAAAUGGUUGCAGGAGCCUGAGUUCCAGAGAAUGUCAGCGCUCAGGCUCGCAGGUGAGAGAACAAUAGCAUGCAAGAGAAAGGAGCAGGAUCACGGUAAAGGCGAGCGGGGGAGCCUUUCCAAGAAGCCCCGGCUGGUCUUCACUGAUGUCCAGCGUCGGACUUUACAUGCAAUAUUCAAAGAGAACAAGCGCCCGUCCAAAGAGUUACAAAUCACCAUCUCUCAGCAGCUGGGCCUGGAGCUCGCCACCGUCAGCAACUUCUUCAUGAACGCACGUCGACGGAGCCUUGAUAAGUGGCUGGACGACGGCAGCUCGGCCAACUCCUCCUCCUCCAGCACUUGUACCAAAGCAUGAUGGAGUAAUGGCUGUAUUAUGGGAAAAGAAAUACAAAACAAAACAAAAAACUUCGGUGGAAAAGCUUUAAACAAAGAAACUUAACAAGAGACAAUUUUAGACAGCGUUUGCCCUUAAAACUUGUACAGUACCGAUAUUUAUAAUACCCAAAGAAAAACACCAAAGACUGCUUUGACCCCCAUUUAGGACUUUGUUCGUUUAUGUCUGACAUUCUGCAACAAAAAAAAAAAAAGGAAAAAAAAGGUACACUCCAAUCACGGGUCGUUCCCCAUCUAAACACACUCCCCUAACUUCCAUCUCAAAGUCUUUCUCUUUUUUUUUUCAUGUGUUCAAGGACUUUUCUCAUCAAUGAUUGGUCAUUAUCUCAAAGCGUGGAGUGAUUGUUAUUCACUCUGAUUUCAGAUUUCACCUCUGUGUUUUUAGGCAUCCCAGAUCUAGCCAGGGAUGCUAAAUGUAAUCAGGUUGUGUAGAAUCUUGACAAAGGUUGCCUGAAUGUCACCCUCGGGAUAGUGCUUUCUUCCUAAUUGUUGGAAAAGUUACAUAGGAACCUAAAAAUACAUGUGAAUUUGCCAUCUUAUCAAUCACAGAUGGUAGAACCAAAGAAACAUGUGUAUUUUUUUGAUUUAGUAUUAUUAUUUAAAUCAGACCAAACGAUGUUGAUUCCUCUCAUCAAGUCAGGUGACUCCAUACAUGUAAUAUGGACUGCAGUUCCUGUAGCCAUUGAACACAUAAUUAACUCUUAUUUGUCCUAAUGAACAAACUAGUAGUAAGCAUAUAUACGUGAGGACACAUCCGUGCCCCCGCCUCAGUCCUUCCUUGUGAUUAUUUCAGGGAGAUUUUUGCUAGCUUUAACCUGCCUUUUUUAAACCUGUUUUUUAAAUGUUUCAAUGCCAGUUGCUGAAAACCAAAGAUAAAGUUACUCUAACUAGCACCUGUCACCAUUUCACGCCCACAUCCAUCAGUCAAAUAUUGCCACAGCUUAUAAGGCGAUAUUCUUUUUAUGCUUUGUCUGGAGCAAGUGCAUGUGCAUGUUAAUUGUCAUUAGAGGAAGCAGGAGGAAAUUCAGGUUGUUUUGUGUUACAUUACAUUACAUUUCAAAAAAGUUUCACAGACUCAGAGCGUAUAUUUCAUUCCAUUCAACCAAGUUUUUCAUCGUUAGAAUGUUACACUCUUAAAAAUGCGGGUUUGUUUAAACCUUUGUUUUGGGUCAAAUAGGACAUGGGUCAUUUGACCCAAAAUUGCGUUAAAUCAACCCAAUUAUAAUGUACAGAAAAACGUUUGAACGGCUGGUGGCUGUCAGUAUGCUUUCACAAACCCAUAAGCCGUCAUAUUAGAUUCAUCGGUUUCAUUUACCAUUAGCCUAAGUUUUUAUUUCUUGAUAGAUGUCUAAUCCAUCAUUCUCACGGCAUCGACCAUCAACACCACCGCAGUGUCCCCAUCCGGGCCCGAACCCAAUAUCCCAGUAAGAGAGAGAGGGAGUGCAUUCUAUGCAUUUCACAACUAGGAAGAAAGCAUUAUUGAGACUGAAGCAGGGUGAUGCGUUCGCUUCAUAUAAUAGACUCACCCAAACUCACAAGAUAUCUGGCCUUGUUGUCUCUUGUAGUGUGUUUUAGCUUUAAAAAUAUAUUUGGUAUUUAUGACUAUUACAACAUCGAAGCAUAUAUAAAUGAGCGCUGCUUCCUCAUGUAGAAAAGCAGAAGGAAAAAAAAUGACAACAAAAAAAAGAACAAAAAAACAAAGUUAAGACCUGCUGAUAUUUAUAGAGUGAACCAAAGAUGCUACCUCAGUCCGUUUCCAUUCGUGAUUUCUAUCAAAGUAAUGAUACCAAAGAAUACCAAAGAUUUGUUCUCUUUGCACGGCCUAAAUGAAUGAUAAGGUGGAUGAAUAGAUGGUGUGUUUCCCCUCCCGGUUUCCUCCUCUCCUUCGCUCUAACGCUCUCUAUCACUCAUCCGUGCUCAUAACAGCGCCCUCGGCAGACAUGUUUUAAACUCACAGGACGAGUGCCUUGCUUGAACCAAAGUGUUAAACCGCCGUUGACCUCUCGACACCCACCUUUUAACUCUCGGAAUACCUCAGCCUGUGGAAGGGCCACUGACGAAGAAAAAAAAUGGAAUAUUUCUUCUCUCUCACCGUGGUGCUUUUGCCAGCGCAACCAUGCAAUGAAAACAUACCAAAGGAAUUUCUCUUGCUUUCUCCAACUCUCGCUGACAAACCAAAGCUCCUGCCACCUCCCCUUUUAAACGCCCAGCCCCUCCCCCCUCGCCACCUCACCAGUGGGUGUGUCCACCGAUUAGGCCGUGCACGUCUUUACCGAUCUCUGAAUACCUCAUAGUAAUAAAUUUUCACAGUUCUGUUGUAUAGAGAGUUUAUGUGAUUAAGGCAGAACUAACUAGUUUGGUAAUCAUUGAUGUUACUUCGGGAAAAAGCUUUAUGAGUAUUUAUUUUGACAGUUUUGGCGAAAGUGCUCCGUUUUGGUCACCAAAGGCGAGUUUCCGUGUUAUAGCAGACUGAAACUCGCAGAGAGUAAAAAGAUGCUUAUUUUUUUUAAAAAGCCUUGUGUUAUUCCGAUACUCUAAGGAUGUUUGACUAUUCUUUUUUACAGGGUAAAACCAACUGCUGUGAUUCUGUGUCUAUUCGUUCACUUUCUUCUAUACUACGGUGUUGUGAUUUCCGUUAAUUUAAUUGCAUUUUCUUUUUGUAUCGCUUAACCUCUGUUUUAAUUUAUGUAUUUGUAGAAAAUAUAGAUUUGUACAUAGUAGGCUUUUUUGAAAAAAAAAAAACAACAAAAACACAAAAACAAAAAAAAUGGACAUUCAUUUUAUUUCACAGCCUUAUGUCUGAAGUGUAGAUAUAUUGAUGAAUUUCCAUUCCUCUGUGUUUGUAUGUUAGAUGGCACUUUGGCCCUUGUACUAAUACACUGCCAGACAGAGAGCCGCGGAGGACUGACCUCGUCGUGGCAUAAAAAAAAGCAGUGUAUGAUGUGUUCAGUUGAUUUUAUUUUUGUUAUUUAAAUGUCCAGAAUGAUUUUGUCCUUUGUACUUCAAAUCAUUGUGUUAUGGGUAUUGCUGCACAUCCAAAGAUUUUCUAACCAAACCAAAAAGUGGGAGGGGGGAUGUGGGGGGGUGGGGGUUGCGAAAGAAAGUAGUCUACUUUUUGCAUAAGCACUGGCGUCUGUGAGGUUAUUUGCUGUCUGCACGGGUAUGAACCAGUAGAGGGCAUAUAGUGGGACAAUGUAGACAAGCUUAGUUCAACUUAAUGGGGGCAUAUACUGAUAAAGAGUACAAUCUGUGGCUUUUGGGACGGAGGGCUACAAGUCCUGCUCACUUUGCUAUGUCGGACACUGAGAGGGUGGAGCGUGGGCGGGGCAGCGGGUCUGCCGGGGGGCGGGGUCACGUCACUGGGUUGAUUUUUAAUUGACGUGGCACUGCUGCCUAGAUCCAUCUGAUGUGUCAAUUUUGGUUCGAACGUGUGUACUGACAAUGAGCAAAGUCUAAUAAAUCUGCAAAGAAAACAGGAAUUGGUGUGUGCAUGUAUGGGGAGGGCGGAAGUGUGUGUCUAAUGUUGGUGAUGUAAUGUCUGCUCCACUAGUGGCAACAAACAGAUCUGCCGAAUUGUUUUAAAAGGAAUUCUAAAUUACCGGGAGAUAAAGGUCUGCAUUCAACUUAGCGGCGUUAUGGGAUGCCCCCAAAAAUUGGUUAUUGGCAAAAUAUAGCUAUUAUGCAGUUAAGCCAUUAUGUUGGAAAAAUGUUUGUUUUGUUAGAAAACACGACUACUUUUAAAUAGACAAAUGCGCCAGCAUAUUGGCAAACUAACCAGCCGAGCUGAAAAUCACAGCAUUGGUUGUUAUUUCAGCAGUUUCCAUUUCUGUUUGAUUCUGCUAGUGGUUCAGACAUGAUUUUGUACGAGUGUGUCUGCAUAGGAUUGAAGAAACCGCUUGAAAACAUCAGGAAAAGAAUGAUGCAGAACGAUGUCCUUUAUAUCAGCAGGACUGCAGAGAAAGCCUGUGAUAGCAGUGCUUUUCGUCUCACUAUGCUGUACAAUCAGAAUUGUUUUAUUUGUUGCUGGCCAUUGGUUUCCAAUGUUGCAAAAGGGAUAUCGGAUAGAUUAUCCAGGUGCAGCGUUUAAGAUUUUUUAAGAACAGCAAAGAGUGUGAGUCAAGAUCCUCUCUGCCCACAACACAGUCAAAGACUCCACAACCCCUACAAACCCUACGCUCCGUCCCGACCCACUCCUCUAAUGUAGUGUCUAGCUUAGAUAGCUCGAUGUAUGUGAAUGUUGGGAUUGCUCUAAUCAUUAAUUCCUAUCCCAGUUGGUUGUCGUGGAAAAGGAGUUCCUAUUUGAUAGAAGGCUUGGCUCUGUGUGCCGUAUAAUACUGAGAGCGCCUAAGACAAUCAGCUGGAAAACAAAAUCAUGUUUUUCAUUUUUUUUAUAUUUAUUUUUUUGUAGGUCCAAGAGGGACUACUUCCAGCGAUGAUUAUUAUAAAGAAGGAGGAAGGUUUUGAUAAACUGAAAAAUAAACUUGCUGACAUUUUCUUUCACAAAAAGUAGCGCUUGUUUCCAUUUCGAACAGUGCAUCUUGUAUCAAGCUGGUUCUGUUUUUUUUUUUUUUACACUUCUCUUUCUCUGCCUAUUUUCUCUGUAUGUUGUGUCUGUUUCAGUGGAGGAAUGCAGUAGGUAUUACUCUCAGGUAGUAAUGCGUCAUGCUUUUCAUUUUAAAUUCCGAUCUGACAAAUUGUUUUUUUUUUCUUCUUUCCUGUUAGCUACUGUUCUCUAUAUGCCGUGCAAUAUCAUCUUCUGUGUUUGCUAAGCAAGAAAAAAAAAUCGAAAAAAAAAGAUGCAAGUAAUGAUGUCACCAUGCUUUUUUCAGUGUUAAAAUGUUUCAGCAUUUCUGUAGUCACAAAAAUGUAGAAAAAUAAAAAGGUUGGGUUUUCCAGCACAUCACAA